Mus musculus (house mouse) is the source of this 2248-nucleotide messenger RNA. It is a transcript of the gene Polr1g, whose product is annotated as RNA polymerase I subunit G. Gene Ontology annotation, cellular component: RNA polymerase I complex; nucleolus. NCBI's taxonomy places the organism in Eukaryota, Metazoa, Chordata, Mammalia, Rodentia, Muridae. Gene Ontology annotation, biological process: rRNA transcription; transcription by RNA polymerase I. The record is from RefSeq and is marked validated. The coding region runs from base 75 to 1274 and encodes 399 amino acids. The transcript is spliced from 3 exons.
GCGGCUCCACCCCUUGGAUCCACGUGGUGGGCAGCGUUCCGCGCAGGUCCUGCGUGGGCCCCUCCGGAGCUGGAAUGGCGGGUACCCAGGCCUGCAGUGCCACUCGGUUCUCCUGCCCUCCCCACUUCACGGAGAUGUCGCCAGACUCGGAACCCUCCCGUUUCUCCUUGGAGGCGCUUACAGGUCCAGAUACAGAACUGUGGCUUAUCCAAGCCCCUGCAGACUUCGCCCCACAAUGUCUCAAUGGGCGGCGUGUACCUCUUUCUGGCUCCAAGACUGUUAAGGGCAAACUGGAUGGCAAGAAGCACCGAUACCGGGUAUUUACCAGCAGUCCCCAGGCCCGAGAAGCCACCUUGCUCGCAUCUUCAUCAGAGGCAGGUGGCAGACUCACCUGCGCCCCGGCCCCCAGUGGGAGCUUAAGGAUCAUGGAGGGUCCUCAAGAAUAUCUUCUCUCUCGGGUCCCCCUGCAGCUGAUCCCUACAAGUCUGCCACCUCAGAUCCCUGCUGGCCUGCGGCCUCGCUUCUCCGCCUUUGGCGGCAGCCCUCCCGUCACGGGGCCAGGUUCAGCCUCAGCUCUGAGGUCACCAACUUCAGGGAAGAGGAAAAGUACAAGAAAGGGUACAGAUGCCUCCUCAGACACUCAGGAGGCUGUGAACAGGCACGGGGCCAUGGAAGUAAAAACAGCCUUGGGUAACCUAGGAGUGAGUGUGAAGAAGAGAAAGAGGUAUUUCAUGCAGGAGGAGAUGGAAGCCAAGACAAUGGAGCCCGUGGCAGAGCUGCCAGUCCCAUCUGCCACCAGCAGCAAGAAGAGGAAGAAGUCCAAGGGGACAGAGACAUCCCAGGUGGAGCACACAGAACCUGUGGCUCAAACAGAGCCUCCUGAGGGGACCUUCCUGUUCCCCACCAAAAAGAGGAAGAGGCAGAAGGAAGCUGAUGGGACAGAGGAAGUGGAUGGUAUAGUGGCUGACUCUCAGCCACAGGUCAUUGUGGAAGCCCAGGAGGAAACCAUCCUCCUGUCCCCCACAAAGAAGAGGAGAAAGGAAAAGAGACAGAAUUUGGGGAUGGAGGCAGAGAUGGGGCCCCCUGGAGUACUCAUGGUGACCGAACAUUCAGAACAUGGGCUCCAGGCUGAAGUAGCUCUUGUGUCCCCCAAGAAGACAAAGAAGAAAAAGGGAAAGCGGGUGGGUGAGACAGAGGCUGCACUUCCAGAUGACUUUGAGCCCCAGGGGGCUCUAGCACCCAGCAAGAAAAAAGAGAGAGGCGCACGCCUUUAAUCCCAGCACUGGGCAGGCAGAGGCAGGCAGAUUUCUGAGUUCGAGGCCAGCCUGGUCUACAAAGAGUUCUAGGACAGCCAGGGCUACACAGAGAAACCCUGUCUCAAAAAACCAAAAAAAAAAAAAAAAAAAGAAAGAAAGAAAAAAGAGAGGACAGAAAGCAAUGGAGCCCGGGUCUAAGGUGAUUGACCCAAGACAAUCCGAGGAACCAGAGCCCAAGGCCAGUCAAAGAUCCUCCAAGAAGAAAAAGAGGGAUCAGGAAACUGAGGUGCAAGACACCAUUCCCCAAUGAGAGAUGUCUUCCACGGACAGGAGAAGCAGCAGAGGAGACUUGCACAGGAGCCGUAAUAACACCCUGGGGAAGGGGAGAAGGAGGGACUCGCCAGGCUGAGGUCAGAAACCAGCUGUAUAGACACUCCCUGCCCCUCCCCCAAGCAAACACGCAGAGCCACUGGAGCCUGGGCAUGGAAAAUUCUUUAUUGUGACACUGGGCCUAGGUGGCAGCAGGUCAUCGAGGCACUUUGAGGAAGGGUUCGUGUAGUACUUCAAAGAGCCUGCGGGCCUGGGGGCAAGGGGAGAAGAGAACCUGUCAUUAAAGCUGUCGCUGGCCCGCCUGUUUGGAAUGGGGUUCUGCCUCUUAUUCUCCUGGCUGAGGAGCUUCGGGUGUCUGGGUUCUACAUGAGGCUGGCCCGGAGGUGGAUGGAAAUGGACCUAAAAACUAGUACAUCGCUGGGCGUGGUGGCGCACGCCUUUGAUCCCAGCAUUCGGGAGGCAAAGGCAGGUGGAUUUCGGAGUUCAAGGCCAGCCUGGUCUACCCAGAAACCCUGUCUCAAAAAACAAAAACAAAAACUAGUACAUCGCUGGGCGGUGGUGGUGCACACCUUUGAUCCCAGCACUCGGGAAGCUGAGGCAGGAGGAUCGGAAGUGCAAGGCCAGCCUCAGCUACAUUAAGUAAAUAAAACAAACCAACAAAA